Ciona intestinalis (vase tunicate) is the source of this 1551-nucleotide messenger RNA. The record is from RefSeq and is a predicted model, not a curated record. NCBI's taxonomy places the organism in Eukaryota, Metazoa, Chordata, Ascidiacea, Phlebobranchia, Cionidae.
UAUCAUGCCUUCUUCAUCUGACUAAAGGAGAGAAAGUGAGAAAAAGGGGUAGACGAGAGCUACGUCAUAGAUUAGGCACUUCCUUGAGGCUUGGUCAGGAAUUUAAACUGAAAGGAUAAUUUGGUUGUGGUAUAAUAGUAGUAUCGCGAUUAAGUUUAAGUAGUAGUGACGUAACAAUGCGGUAACAAAAGUUUAGAAAAAAGUUGUUUGUGACGCCUGUUUAGUAUUUGUUCCGUCAUAUCUGCUGGGUUUGAAGAUAAUUAUGACGAAACAAUGAACCAGGAAGUGACGUAUGAUAUGCAUGGUUGGUUGUACAGGUUAAUACAAGAAGGCUGGUUGCGCAAAAGAUGGCGGAAACGAUGGUGUAUUCUCAACAAUAAUAAACUAAUGAUGUUUGAAUAUAAGACAAUGGACGAGAAUGACGUGCAUUGUGGGAAAAUUAACCUGGACAAUUAUACCGGUUGUUCGAAUGCUCAUAAACGCGAUUGUAAGAAAAGUCAAUUCACCUUCGUUCUAGAACCAAAGGAUAAAAAGAAAACAAAGCGGGAACUUUUCUACUUGGAAGAUUCGAAAGAAUUUGAACAAUGGGUUGCAAAGCUUGAUUAUUCGGUCACAAUCGUCACAAUGGGGGCUCGAUCUAACCUAGAUCACGUGACUAAAACACGAGCGAAACCUGCAGCAGCCAAUAGGAGGCCUCCAACGAGACAACACUUAAAAGAAAGGGCAAAACAAAGUGACGUCGACUUUGAGCCACGCGAGGAAGUGAUAAAGCCAAAGAAACGAGGUCACGUGCCCGAGAAAGCCAUGAAGCCACCUAGCGGAUUGACUAUCAAGCCAGCUACGAUAAAUACAACUCCCCUUAACCAACCAAUCAUAACGCUUACAGAACUCCCUCCUCCAUCCUCCCACACACAAGAUAAUCUCCCUCCUCCUCCAUCCUCCCACACACAAGAUAAUCUCCCUCCUCCUCCAUCCUCCCACACACAAGAUAAUUUCCCUCCUCCUCCAUCCUCCCACACACAAGAUAAUCUCCCUCCUCCUCCCACUCCUCCUAUUUCUCCUCCUGCUCCUCCCCCUCUUUCAAACAAGCCAAAGUUUUCCCGCUCCGAAGAUGACGUAACCAGCGAUGACGUCAUAGCCAAUGAUUCUGACGUCACUGAAGAAGACAUAAACUAUGUCAAUGACGUCACACACGAUAUUGCCAUAGAUCGUGACGUAACUACCGAUGACGUCACUGAUUCACUGCGCUUCAAUGGCGGCUUUGAAUGGAAACAUCGGAUUCUGGAACGCGGGGUCAGAUCGAGGUCACUGAUGACAUUGGAUGACGUAGAAAGUGACGUCACAGAUUCAGGAAUUCACUCCGAUUGUGAAACGAAACAAUUAAAACAGAAAUCACGUCGUCCCCGUUUGGUAAAACGACGUCAUAAUCAAGACGAAUAAUGUGUUUUGUGACGUAACUGAUGAUUAUUUCCUUAAUUGUUUAUUUUACCGACGUAACAAUGGCAUAGUUCUCGAAUCCCUGUGAUGCAAUAAGAUACUUCGAACAAUGCC